AUGGCGACAACUACCGAAGCUAGAGAACUGGAACUCGUUGGGAAAGUGGAAAUGCGGAUUGCGCUGGCGAAAGAUGAUAAACUUGAAGCUAUAUUGAAACCGUAUUUGCCACCGUUGCUUCUUAAACUUGCGAGUGAACAUCAGAGUGUUAGGAAUAAGGUCAUUUCAACAUGUCAACAUAUCAAAAUUCGCCUUGCUGGUAACAAGGACAUUGUAUUACCCGUGGCAGCUCUUUUAAAGCAAUAUAAAGAGCAUCCAGAAUCAUCAAUGUUACGGCAUUUUGAUCUCAUGUUCAUUCAACAAAGUGUGGGCAAACUAUCUUCCAAGGACCAAAUGGAUUUAAUUCCAACAUUAAUACAUGGGUUGGCUCAAGAUGCUGAGAAGCCAACUUGUGCUACUAUAUUUAAUCUAUUUCUUCGUCUCUUACCGCAACUCAAAGUACCUUCUCGUGGAAGUAAAGAAGAUACAGAAUUGAGGCACCAACUAGGUCUUGAUGAACACCAAGAAGAUUCAAAAUUUAUAGCAUCGUGGUUUGGAAAGCUUGUACUGCUAUCUAUUGUACGAGCAGCGCCAUCUGGAGUAACUUGCCCAGGACUUACCGUCAAAGAAUACGAAUUCUUAACACUCAACGGCAAACAAGAAGCAUGGGAUCCAACCUCAAGUGAAGGAUUGAAUCUCACCCAAACAAAAAUCACAGUCCUCAAUUUUCUUGCUUCUGGUGCUUUUACAGAUGAGGAGAGAUUCUUGCCUGCAUUGUUCGCGUCUGCUGACACCAACUCUCGUAUUUCGAGCAUUGGUGACGACCUAGUAAAGCGUUCAAGUGUUUCAUUGGAAGAUGCUGAAAUUGUACGCAAUUUGCUAGGCAUCUAUUUUAGUCUCAAACCCGCGCUAAAGACGAGGGUGCUUGUACUCUUAACGAAGUCCGCAAUUUCAACUACCUUUCCUACUGAUAUCGUCAAAAUUGUGCAAGAUGGAGUUCAACCUGAUGAUAACACAAAUCUCCCUGCACCAGGCUUAGAAACUAUUAAAUUUCGAAAUGCAUUGUUCAAUUACAUGAAUUGGGUAUCUCGCAUAGGAUCCAUUCACGAUCUCAGUCAAGUUGCACCACAGCUUGUCGGAUUCUUAAGGACUUAUAUUGAAGAUCAAGGAUGGCCAAUACCUCAUGAGAGAUCUUCCGACGCAACUUCUUUACGAGCUUUAGCUUAUGAAACUCUUGGCUCACUUGCGAAGACUACACCAUCCAUCGUUGUUGAAGAGGAUCUUUCUUUAAUUCGUUGGCUUUUUCGAUCACUCACAGAAGAAGGCUCAUCUGAUGAUAUCUUUGUGAGCAUAGAAGGAGCAUUAGCGAGUUUAUUGAGUGCGUUCAAAGCACCUUUAUCUUCAAAUCUUCGGGAUAAACUCAGAUUGUUACUCCUCAAAUAUAUGACACUCAAGGAAGAGGGCGAAAUCGUCAGAAGUGCUCGUUUUGCAACUGUUCGCUGGGCAAAUCGAUGCUUAGAGUAUAGCGAUAUCGUAGCUCGUUGGAUAGAUAUCCUUGCAUUAAGUGCACGCACAGAUGAGCGUAGUGAUGUUAUAGAAGAGGGAGCAAAAGGUCUGGAUCCAUAUUGGUAUCGACUUCUUAAUUCUACCAGUGCUUCUGUCGAAUGCCCACUUCCUGAAUGGAACGAGAUGAUUAAAGUCUUUUUCGGCACUCAAGCAUUAGUCGAGAACUCCAAUAUUGCCAAUGCCAUGAAAACUGGUAUGGAAGUCGACAGCGUGUCUGUAUUUGGAAAUUUCUCCGGUACAAGAAUUAAUGCUUUUCCAGCAGCUAUAAACUAUUGCAGGAGAAUAAUAUUGUUACGUGCUCUGGAAAAGACUGAAACGCCCCUUGGAAUCGACGCAGACUGGGAACGCCAACUAGAUGUACUGUUUCGCUCUGACAAAAUUUCAAGGAAAGCCAUGAAAGACCAUAUCAUGACUGUUGAUCAGGACGCGUUAUACACCUAUCUUUCAGCUGCUUUUGAAGGUAUGCUACGUAAUGAUGGAAAUGGAUUAGGAGAGUGUGGCAAAUGUUUUGUAGAAAUCGCUUCAAUUGCGCCAAAGGAUGUUAUUGGUCGACUGGCGGAGAGAUCUAUUGAACUUCUUCCGUGUAUUAGAUCCAAUAAUGUUGCAACCAGAUUCCUUGCAGCUCAAGCCAUUGGUAUCCUCGCAUCUCAUUCAGAUAGGGAUGAAGGUUCUCUCGAGAAACUAAUCGAGAUACUCAUGACUGAUGUACAACUCUGGUCAACGGCUGUGGGUGCUGAUGCAAAUAAAGUACACGGAUCGAUUCUUGCACUGGGCUAUGUGUUAAGUAGAUCAUCCUAUUACGGACGUAGUAGCUUUAUUCAAGGAGAGAUUGUAGGAGAAGUUCUCGCACAAUUCUUGACCAUAAUCGAAGGUGUAAAAGACGUAUCAACGAGAGAAGCUGUGCUGAACGCUGUUGGUCAGACAAGUGCAUCGGGAGUUUUGACAACAGAAAUUAUAGAGAAAUCGCCUCUCAAAAUCGACGGUCUUGUUAAACUUCUACUUGCUGAGGCCAAGAAAGCAAAUGAGAAGGCAAUGUCAACCCUGGGUCGCCUUUCCAUUAUAUUCGACGAGCCUGAUACUUCCACAGGAGAUAGUCCGCUCCAUACUAUCAUCAAAGGUCUCUAUGAUUUGUAUGAGUUGAAGCAACCUGAAAUUCAUUUCACUAUUGGUGAAGCUCUCAGUUGCGUUGGUGCUUGUUGGGACUCGGAGGUCUUACAAAUCAGUUUGGAUGUUGAUGCUGGAUAUACUGGACGUCCCAAACGAUCGCAUACUUUUGAGAAGAUUCUUGAAAAGCUUUUACAAGACUGUAAAACCACGAAGCCAUCACUCAAAAAGGCAUCUGGUAUCUGGCUUUUCUGUUUAAUUCAAUACAGUGGACAUUUGGAGCAAAUUCAAGCACGACUACGUGAGUGCCAAGCUGCAUUCAUGGGACUGCUUUCAGCACGUGAAGAAAUCGUACAAGAAACUGCUUCUCGGGGCUUAAGUCUUGUUUAUGAACAAGGUGAUAAAGAACUCAGAGAAAGACUUGUCAAGGAUCUUGUGGCAAGCUUUACUGGUACCAGCACUCAAAUUAAGGUUCAUGAAGAAACUGAAUUGUUUGAGCCUGGUGCACUUCCUACCGGCGAGGGCAAAUCCAUCACAUCAUACAAGGAUAUUGUUAGUCUUGCCAAUGAGGUUGGCGAUCAAAGUCUUGUGUACAAAUUUAUGUCUCUUGCUACAAAUGCGGCUACUUGGUCUACUAGAGCAGCAUUUGGUCGAUUUGGUUUAAGUAACAUUCUCUCCGAAUCUGAGAUUGAUCCCAAGUUAUACCCAAAAUUGUACCGAUAUCGAUUUGAUCCAAAUCCUAAUGUACAGCGGUCCAUGAAUGAUAUUUGGAGUGCACUCGUCAAAGACUCAAAUGCUACUGUUAAUCAAUAUUUUGACGAGAUCAUUACAGAUUUGUUGAAAAGUAUUUUAGGAAAAGAAUGGCGAACAAGAGAAGCAAGUUGUGCUGCCAUUGCUGAUUUAGUUCAAGGUAGAGAUUUCGAAAAGUAUGAAAAAUAUCUUCAUGAUAUUUGGCAUGUGGCUUUCAAAGUUCUGGAUGAUAUUAAGGGAUCCGUGAGAAAAGCAGCUUUGUCUCUUAGUAUGGCUCUUACUGGUAUACUUGUCCGACAAGUAGAGGCAGGUACAUCUUCGAAGCAUGCACAAGCAAUGUUGAAAGAUGUGUUGCCAUUUUUACUUUCAGAUCAAGGCCUCGAAAGUUCGGCCGAAGAAGUCCGAACAUUCGCAACCAUUACCGUACUCAAACUUAUCAAGAGUGGUGGUAAAGCACUUUUGCCAUUUGUACCCAAUCUCGUUGAGCGACUUUUGGGUCUUUUGAGUACUAUGGAAAUGGAAGGUGUUGACUAUCUAUACCUACGUGCCGCUCAUUACAAUCUCACCGAAGAGAAAAUUGAUAGUGCCCGCACAAAUGCUGUUACUCAAUCUCCCCUCAUGGAAGCUAUCGAGCGUUGCCUUGAUAUCAUCGACGAACCUACCAUGAAAGAAUUUAUUCCUCACCUCGAAAAUGUGAUCAAGACCACUGUCGGUAUGCCAUCUAAGGUUGGUUGCGGUGGUGUUCUUGUCAGUCUCGCAACUCGUCAUAGCGUCACCUUUCGCCCUCACGCCGACCACUUUCUUAAAAUCAUUGAGAAAUCUGUCCUUGAUCGCAAUAAUGCUGUCAGCGCGUCUUAUGCUCGUGCAGCUGGCUAUGUUUCUCGAUUGGCCUCUGAUAAAGCACUUCUUAGACUUCUCACUUAUUCUCAAGACCUUUAUUUCAGUGCCGAGGAUGAAACUCGCCGCCAAGUAUCGUCAGAUUUGAUUUAUGCUAUCUCCAAAUUCGCCACAGAUCAUUUCAACUCUUUGGCUUCCGAUUUCCUCCCUUUUGUCUUCUUUGCUAAGCAUGAUUUCGACGAUGCGACUAAGAAGCAAUUUGAGAAAACUUGGGAUGAAAAUGUAGGGGGAAGCAGAGCGGUCUUAUUAUAUACAAGAGAAAUCAACGAGUUAGUGCUCAAAUAUAUUGACUCUCCCAAAUGGACUAUCAAACAUACAGCCGCUCUAACUAUAGCCGAUGUUGUCAAAUCCACAACCUCCACCACAUCGCCGACGAUUCCUGCCGAAACAUCUGCUCUCAUUUGGCCUGCUCUCGAAAAAGCUCUUGCACUCAAAACUUUUGCCGGAAAGGAAAUUGUACUGGCUAGUUUUGUGAAAUUCGCAAAGGCAUCUACUGCAUUCCUAGAUGCCGAAUCCAGUAUCGCAGCUCAGACAAAGAAGAUUGCAAUCAGAGAAGCUAAACGUAAUAAUGACAUCUAUCGACCAUUCGCUUUUGCAGAACUAGGCAAAUAUGCAGAAACAAGAACAGAGGUAGAUAUGUGGGAUGAGAUCUAUAAUAUGAUCACACCUAUAUUAGAAGAUUUGAGUAGUGAAGAUCACAUGGAUACAAGUACAACUACUUCGACUUCUGAUUCUAGGAAGAAAGAUGGAGUUAGCAAGGGAGGAGAGUCCACGGAAUCGGAAACAAUAACUGCGGGUAUCGAAGCUUUGUUUCGAGGUAUCAAUAUUAAACAUCUCGAUCCAUCACCUCUUACUCAUCUUCCAAAGCUCAUCGAAACCCUUCCUCCCCUUCUCAAAUCACCUCUCAUGACAAUAACUACGCGCGCAACACUUUACGAACGUAUCAAAGUGUUGUUUGAUGGAUUGAGAAAGAGGACUCAUGCACAAAAGGAAAAUAACUAUAAAAUGUGUGCGCAAUUUUUUGAAGUGUUGGAAUUGGCUAGUGGAGCCGGAAGUGAAGGAAUUAGAAUUAAGAGGGGAGAAGCGGCGGAAAUGAUUGUAGAGGCGUGGAAGGCGGGAGUUUUUGGUAUGUGGAGUGAGGGGAGAGAGGAGGUGAGGGGUGAGAUGAUAAAGGGAAUGAGUGAGGCACUCGAGGGCGAAAGAAAUGAGAGUGUUAAGGUUGUUUUUGGGAGGGUGAAGAAGUUGUUGGAGGAGUAG
Molecule: messenger RNA, 5553 nt
Organism: Botrytis byssoidea
Lineage: Eukaryota; Fungi; Ascomycota; Leotiomycetes; Helotiales; Sclerotiniaceae
Exons: 8
Coding region: 1-5553 (1850 amino acids)
Biological process (GO): proteasome assembly
Cellular component (GO): nucleus; cytoplasm
Molecular function (GO): molecular adaptor activity
Source: RefSeq, a predicted model, not a curated record